AUGUCAAGGCAUUUAAAGAAGUGCCCUAGACUGAAGAUGCAAGAUGUGGGGAAACUUUUGUUAUCUACAAAUAAUGGAGAACUGGCUACUCGUGCACGCAAAAUAGAUCAAUCAAAGUUUCGGGAUUUAGUUGCAAGACUAAUUAUUGGUAAAAAUCUCCCCUUUAAUUGUGUAGAAUGGACUAAAUUUAGGGAGUUAUGUAGUUAUCUGAAUGUCGAUGUUGAAACCAUAUCAAGGAAUACUAUAAGGCCUGAUAUUCUUAAAAUGCAUAAGUUCCAAAAAGAAGUUAUUCGCAAGAAAUUACAAUGUGCUCCAGGUAAAAUAUGUCUAACAUCAGACAUGUGGACCUCCGUCAACACCACUGGAUACAUAAGUUUAACAGUACACUUUGUUGAUCAAGAUUGGGUAUUGCAGAAGUUUCUUUUAAAUUUUUCUCCACUGCCACCACCCCAUACUUGUCAAACACUUUCAGAUAAGUUAUUUCUGAUGUUAAAUGAUUGGGGAAUUGAAGGAAAAUUAACCAGCAUCACUUUGGAUAACGCUGCAUCAAAUACUUCAUGUGUUAAGAUAAUGAAGAGUCGACUCAUUGCAAGGAAUGUUAUGUCGGAUACUGGGAAAAGAAACUUUCAUAUAAGGUGUUGUGCUCACAUAAUAAAUCUUAUUGUAAGAGAUGGACUGACAGAGAUUGAUCCAGCAGUAAUCAAGAUAAGGUUAGCAGUGAAGUACCUUAAAGGUUCACAAAGAAGAAAACAAAAUUUCUUGGAUACUGUCAGCGAUUUAGGAAUGUCAGUAAAGAUGGGUGUUCGACAAGAUGUUAAGACAAGAUGGAAUUCUACUUAUCUUAUGUUGCAAAGUUGUAUUUCGUAUGAAAAAGUCUUCACUCAUUUGAGGUUAGUGGACCCUGACUAUGCAGAGUCUCCUAAUGGGGAAGAAUGGGAGCAAAUCAAAAUUAAAGUAUUAUUAGAUCAAGAGACAACUAAUGACAUUGAGUUCAUCAGAAACAUGGCGAAGAAAAUGCAAGAAAAAUUUGCCAAGUAUUGGAAAAAAUUGAGUCCAAUAUUGGCAAUGGCAGUCGUUUUAGACCCUCGAUUGAAGUUUGAAUUUGUAGAGUUUACUUUAGAAAAAGUGUAUCCUGUUGAGCGUGAAAUGAAGAAGGAAGUUGAUAUUAUUAGAAAAAGGAUGGCGGCACUCUAUAAAGAGUAUCAUACGGCGUCAACUUUAAGAGGUUCGACAACCAAUGGAACUCAGAAUUCGGGUACUGUAAAUGGUGGGAAUUCUGGACGCAAUGAAAGUGCUUUUAUGCAGGAAUUUGCCGCGGCAAAAAAAAUGGUGGUCAACAAUCUGACAAGUCAGAACUAG
Messenger RNA from Papaver somniferum (opium poppy), 1359 nucleotides. RefSeq names its product zinc finger BED domain-containing protein RICESLEEPER 2-like. The record is from RefSeq and is a predicted model, not a curated record. The coding region runs from base 1 to 1359 and encodes 452 amino acids. Lineage: Eukaryota; Viridiplantae; Streptophyta; Magnoliopsida; Ranunculales; Papaveraceae. The transcript is spliced from 3 exons. Gene Ontology annotation, molecular function: DNA binding.